This is a messenger RNA of Drosophila willistoni, 673 nucleotides long. RefSeq names its product S-phase kinase-associated protein 1-like. Gene Ontology annotation, biological process: SCF-dependent proteasomal ubiquitin-dependent protein catabolic process. The transcript has a single exon. Lineage: Eukaryota; Metazoa; Arthropoda; Insecta; Diptera; Drosophilidae. Gene Ontology annotation, molecular function: cullin family protein binding. Gene Ontology annotation, cellular component: cytoplasm; nucleus. Bases 142 to 594 code for a protein of 150 amino acids. The record is from RefSeq and is a predicted model, not a curated record.
UCUACGGAGAAACCCUACAUAUUCAGAAUACAUAAAUAGUAGUCUAAUACUAAUUAUACCAAAAUUAGGAAUUGAAUUCAGAAUAUUGUUUUAUUCACUAAUUAUUUUUAUUUCACAAGAGACAAGCAAAUACAGUUCAACAUGCCUAUGAUUAAGUUGCAAUCGUCGGAUAUGGAGAUCUUUGAGGUCGACAUUGAAGUCGCCAAAUGCUCCGGGACCAUUAAGACCAUGUUGGAGAGCUCUGCGGUGGAGGAAGAUGAGAAUGCCGUUGUGCCGGUGCUCAAUGUGGAUUCAACCAUUCUACGCAAGGUUCUCACCUGGGCCAGUCAUCACAGGUACGAUCCCCAGCCCACUGAGGAAGAUGAAAGCAUUGAAAGGCGUCGCGAAAUGAUUAGACCCUGGGAUGCACACUUCAUCAAUGUGGACCAGGGAACCCUGUUCCAACUAAUAUUGGCUGCCAACUACUUGGACAUGAAGGGUCUUUUGCUGUUGACUUGCAAAGCGACGGCCAAUAUUAUCAAGGGCAAGACUCCAGAGGAAAUAUGCAAAGCAUUUAACAUUCAAAAAGAUCCUCCCGCCGCCGAGGAAAAGUAGGAUGAUGACCCCAAGUACUCUAAUUAUGUUUAUCUAAGAUUAAAAAAAAAACCUAAUAAAAUUCCUUUGAUUUUGCGCA